AUGAUCUUCACUGGAACUGUAGCGGAGGCUUGCCCACCCCCAGGGAGCUCCGGCUGGCCUCCUUCGCGACACACCGCGUUCGAGCUAUUCGGCCACCGGCGCUGUCACGUGUGUUCACACGCAGCUGCGAGCGACCGUUACCCGCACAAUGCCCUCGAUCGAUCCGUCGUCGAUGGAAUCCAAGCUAUCAGCGAAAUCGAUGCACGUGCGGCGAGAUCCGCCGAGACAUUUCGCGGUCGAACUGCAUUGUCUACGGCGCCGUUGUCCAUUCUGUUUAUCAGUUCGGAGAAGCGUAAAGGUGCUCGUAAAACUUUCACGUACGCAAUUUAUGGGCACGGAGACAAAGAUAUUCAGAGGAACGAACUAGCGUGGGCGUGGACACCUGGCCUCUCGUUAGUGCCGCCUGUCCGAGGCGCUUGCGUGGGCACACUCCUCAGACGCUCUGAUUUGGAAGGAUGA
Molecule: messenger RNA, 459 nt
Organism: Diatraea saccharalis (sugarcane borer)
Lineage: Eukaryota; Metazoa; Arthropoda; Insecta; Lepidoptera; Crambidae
Source: the annotation of a GenBank genome assembly